Arabis nemorensis is the source of this 702-nucleotide messenger RNA. NCBI's taxonomy places the organism in Eukaryota, Viridiplantae, Streptophyta, Magnoliopsida, Brassicales, Brassicaceae. The record is from the annotation of a GenBank genome assembly.
AUGGCAGGGAUCAUAAGCCCUAGCCCUACGGCUCUUUCUUUCACCAGUAAUGUCGGAACAAGGCGGUUGAAAGCGGUGACUUGGGCGGGAAAGUGUAUCUCCGGGAACGGAAUCCGGCGGAGAAACCUGAGAAUUGCGGCGGAGGUGAGAUUUGUGAAUGCAGAAGAAGCAAAGGAGCUAAUAGCAGUGGAAGGUUACUCUGUGGUUGAUGUUAGAGACAAGACUCAGUUCGAGAGAGCUCAUAUCAAAUCUUGUCACCAUAUUCCUCUCUUUAUUCAGAAUGAAGACAACGAUCUUGGCACGAUCAUAAAGAGGACAGUACACAACAAUUUCUCAGGGCUCUUCUUUGGUUUGCCAUUCACGAAACUGAAUCCGGAAUUCGUUAAAUCGGUUAGGAACGAGUUUUCUCAAGAUAGCAAACUUUUAGUUGUUUGCCAAGAAGGUCUCAGAUCGGCGGCUGCAGCUAGUAGAUUGGAGGAAGCGGGUUACGAAAACAUUGCUUGUGUAACAUCAGGGCUACAAUCUGUAAAACCAGGGACAUUUGAGUCGGUUGGUUCGACGGAGUUGCAGAAUGCAGGCAAAGCAGGGCUUAUAACAAUUCAAGGCAAGAUCUCAGCAGUCUUAGGAACAGUGCUUGUCUGUGCUUACUUGUUCAUAACAUUAUUCCCGGACCAAGCAGAGAAGCUAUUUCCUCCAAGCUAA